This is a messenger RNA of Linum trigynum, 3323 nucleotides long. The record is from the annotation of a GenBank genome assembly. Lineage: Eukaryota; Viridiplantae; Streptophyta; Magnoliopsida; Malpighiales; Linaceae.
GUCAACAGUAAUUUGACGGAAAUUCAUGAGUCUGGCCAAAGUAGAUUAUAUGGUGUAUAAUUGAGGUCAUGAUAACAUUUUCUAAAACUACGAGAUAAAUUUGAUUAUUUGGAUAUAAUUUGGUCAAGAAUAAGGUAUUACCCAGUGUUAUUAAAGCCAGACCGGACCGGUCGGUCCGAUCGGUGAAACCGUCACCCGGCCACCAAUUUGGUCCGGUCAGGCUAUUUAGCCGCCCCGGCUGGUACACCUUAUUUUCAAGUGAACCGACCGGUUCAAUCGCCGAACCGCUUCAUCGGUUUUACCGGUCAGAAUCUUGGUGACAAAAAUAUACAACCAGUUGGAGAGGGCUGGGAUCAAACCCAGCACCUCUUGGUGCAAUGUUAAAUGUUGAUCCAAUUGUGCUACUACCAAUUUGUGUAAUAGGAGAUACAAGUCUCAUUAUUAAACACUUUCGUAGUGUUUAGUUUUGAAACUAAUCAUUAAAUAAUGUUCAUAAUUAUUAAAAAUCACUCGUAUUAUAAUUAAAUAAUUUAUAUUUCUGUACAAUAAUAUUCUUUACUUGUUAUAUAUAAUUUUUUGUUUGAAUACAUUAGAAUAAAUAUAUAAUUAUAAUACCAUUAAUGGUUUCUAUUUAUAAUAAUUCUAUUUCUUAGACACCGGUUCGAUAACGGGUUUAUAACGACUUGAUAGCGGUUAAACCAAUAAAGUGCGAGCCGCUUAUAAUACCGGUUCAUAUAGCGGUUCGGUUCUGAUAACAUUGGUAUUACCCCAAUAAUUUAUUAAUGCCGAUUAUUUGGUAAAUUUGCCUACAAAAGGGUAUAGCCGUUAGCCGACAAAGAAGUAAAUGGCAAUGCCGUAAAACUCACAAAAGGUUGGGUCAAAACUGUCCACUCAUUCACAUGGCAGAAGUACAAAGGGGAAAAAAGGUUUCAGGCCACUAGUGAAAUACAAAUUUCAAAUGAGUGGCCGUUUGAACUCCAAUAACUUCCAAAAAGAUACAAAUCCAGAAAGAGAGGAGAGGUGCCCAGCUUCCCAACUUCGAAACCCAUUUCCCUCUCUCUCUGUCUUCUUCUUCUUCUUCCUCCGCUUCUCUUCACCGAAAGAAAGACAUUCGAUUGACAUAAUGACGGGGCUUGUGAUGGUGACUAAGGGCGGCGGUUGCGGUGGCGGCGUGGGAGGUAGCGGUUGUAAGGGUUCGGCGAGGGGCAGUAAUAAGGCCAGCAGCGAAGAAGAGCAGAACCAGCAGCUAUCGACGGUAGCGGUUCUUUUAUCCGCUUUGAGGAAAUCCCUGGCUUCCUCGUGCCGGAUUGAAGAUGGGGAAGAUCUGAUGUCGUCGUCGUCGUCUUCCUCCGCCGCCGUUCGCCACAUGGACAUCGGCUGGCCGACGAACGUCCAGCACAUUACCCACGUUACCUUCGAUCGAUUCAACGGGUUUUUGGGUCUUCCCAUGGAGUUCGAAGUGGAGAUUCCUUCCAAAGUCCCCAGCGCCAGUGUUAGUGUUUUUGGUGUCUCGGCAGAGUCAAUGCAAUGCUGUUAUGACUCCAAAGGAAAUAGCGUACCAACAAUUCUUCUACUAAUGCAGCAGAGAUUGUACAAACAGGAUGGUCUAAAGGCUGAAGGAAUUUUCCGCAUAAACCCAGAGAACGGUAAGGAGGAACAUGUAAGAGACCAGCUGAACAGGGGAAUUGUCCCCGAUGACAUUGAUGUGCAUUGUUUAGCUGGGCUCAUAAAAGCCUGGUUCAGGGAACUUCCUUCUGGGGUGCUUGAUGGGCUAUCCCCCGAGCAGGUUCUUCAAUGCAACACGGAAGAAGACUCCGUUGAACUGGUUACGCAAUUGAAGCCAACUGAAGCUGCACUCCUCGAUUGGGCCGUCGAUCUCAUGACUGAUGUUGUUCAAGAAGAAGAACACAACAAGAUGAAUGCUAGAAAUAUUGCAAUGGUCUUUGCUCCAAACAUGACCCAGAUGUCUGAUCCAUUGACAGCACUAAUGCAUGCUGUACAAGUUAUGAACUUACUGAAAACCCUAAUCACUAAGAAUCUGAGAGAGCGUGAAGAGGCAGGCAGUGGAGGAUGUUCACCCAUGUCUUCUCAAUCAUAUGGUCAGCAUACUAAUGAAGGUUGUGACAGCCAGCAAGACACUGACAUCAGCAGUGAACCAAGGCAGGGAUCAGAUUAUGAAGAUGAUGUUGAUGACGACGAUGAAGAUGAUGGACACUACAGCCAUGACAGUGAAAACAGUGAUGACCGCGAGGUUGAGUCCUUGAGUAAGAUAGAAGAACUCUUUUUGAAUGCACUGGACGAGGACAUGGUUGCUACCGACAUGUUGCAAGAGCAGCCAUCUGAUGAUGAAUUUUCAAGGAAAAGCUUCAGCAAGAGAAGCUGUUCAAGUCUUAACAUGGAAUCUGGAUUAACAUUUACUGAUGCCAAAAAUGAUGAUGAUUCUGCUUCAGGUUCAAGUGAUGGUGAAAACUCGAAGGCAAGUUUGAAUGCUAUUGUAGAUGAGAGAAGCCUGUCGAGAGGACGCGAAUCUUGUGAUGAUGUCAAGAUGGAGGAGAAAGUGGGUCAGUUGAUUAUGCCCGUGAUAUAGUAUGUUCAAAUGCUGAGGGCAGAUUACCGGUUAGUGUGAACCUGUGUGACUGCAUCUGUAUAUUAGGACUGCAUUAACUUUCGCUUGAACUGCGUAGGAGCUUUUCCCUAUUUGUUAAGGUUGUGCUUAGGAAGUCAAUUGUUCAGCUUUGGGCUGAACUUGUACUUAGUUUGCAUGUUUGUUCAGCUCAGAGCUGUCUCACUGCUCAGCAAUGAGUUGCCAUGAUCUCUGACCUGAAAGAUUUUUAAGACUGGAAGGACUUCAAUGUUUCCAAGUCUAAGUCCACGUCCUUGUCACAAGCAGAUACUGGAAUGUCUGUGCUGCCGAAUUAAUAUGUUCUUUUUUAUCUGGAGGUACUGCAACAAUGUUAAGCCAGCAAACCACUAAAGAUUAUUAACUCCAGUAGGUUUUGGCUGUAUCGACCAGGUUAUUGACUCUUUGAUACUUGAAGUCCACCUCAAAGAAUUGAAUCAGAAGAUUUUAAAUCGCAGGAUUGUUCAAAAAAUUAGUCUAAAAAAACAUCACUAUUCACUGACAGGGUUAGAAGUGAGUUGUAUCUCUUGUGGGUCAUCUUGGAAGAUUUUAAUGUCAUCACUGUUUCUAGAGAAGCUUCUAACAAUCCAUAUUUCACUAGUUCUAUGGUCGAGCUCAAGGAUUAGUCGAUUGAGUUGGAGGUUGAGGAACAAACUACUUCUGAACCCUGGUUUACAUAGCUAAAUAAGCAAUAUGGUAAUCC